This is a messenger RNA of Uranotaenia lowii, 1724 nucleotides long. RefSeq names its product aladin-like. Lineage: Eukaryota; Metazoa; Arthropoda; Insecta; Diptera; Culicidae. The record is from RefSeq and is a predicted model, not a curated record. Gene Ontology annotation, molecular function: protein binding. Gene Ontology annotation, biological process: nucleocytoplasmic transport. Bases 267 to 1652 code for a protein of 461 amino acids. The transcript has 2 exons. Gene Ontology annotation, cellular component: nuclear pore.
CAUAUGUUUUUGUUUGUUUCCGCCAAAACCGUCAUUUUCACCGGGCUCAACGAAAGUAACAUUUUCGCGGAAGAGUGCAAAACUGUGUACCGUGAAUAAAUUCCUUUACGUUUACGAAAAUUAAUCUUUAAAGAACUAGUUCAAAUAUCUAACAUAUGCUCUAGUUGAAAUCCUCUAUAUAAACAAAAUAGAAACAUCAUCUAUGGCGGCGUUGGAUUCAUUCCCAGAUCUUCCGCAAAACGGAGAGAUUUCCAUUUGCGAACGGGAUGGUCGGAUCUGCUCGCUUCCUAUCAAUGAAGUUGUUGCGAACAGUACCAGCACUCAAUUUCGCCCCGUUUCAGCAGCUUCUAUCAUAUCCGGAAAUAAAUAUUGGAAGAGAAUUGUUUCAUCACGCCGGCAUCCACCAACGGGAGGAUCGUCGUACUCUCAUGAUUCCCGUUAACGAGACCCUGAUAAAACGCCUUUCUCGGACUUUUUUCGAAGAAGGCUCAGUGGAAGCUCUAAAUGUAGCUGCCAACACUAGUGCCAAUCCAAUUCUAAGCUCCUUGGCGCGAUAUGCUUUAGUUUUGGUGGAUUUCGGAAACAGAGUCAAAUAUUUUCUCAAACCUCAUCUGAAGGAACAAGGCGUAGAUUCUGUCGGUAAAUAUACACAAACUCGAGAAUGGGCCAAGAGUUCCAUAAGGUGUAUCCGCUGGCAUCCAAACUGUUUCAAGAUAGCUAUCGCAGCUCUAGACGACAGCAUCAGGGUGUAUAGCGACGAUCCUUCAAUUGUGCCUAUCCUGAAGAGCGGACUUCAAAAAUCCAUCAGCUCGAUAGCCUGGCGGCCAUUUACUGCUGGAGAAUUAGCUGUUGGCUGCCAAAAUGGAACACUGGUUUGGAACGUGGAUCCCAAUAGCCUCAUCACCAGGCCACUAUCUCAGGCUACGCAGCUGAGACAUGGUAAUCAUUUUCCAGUAACGUCAGUGGAAUGGAGUCCUAAUGGAUGUUUAUUAGCAACGACAAGCAUUAAUGACUCUGACAUACUCAUUUGGGAUGUUGAUCAAAACAAACAGGCGCCUCUAAACCGCGUAGGACCACCCUGUGGGCUACUUAAAUGGUCUCCGACGGGGUCCCGGUUAUGUUCCACAACAGUAAGCUACGUAUUCCGUGUGUGGCAAACAAGCAAAUGGAGCUCGGACCGGUGGACGAUCAACUCUGGCACUGUUCAAUCGAUUGUUUGGUCGCAGACUGGGUCACACAUACUUUUCGUUACUUCGGAAGAAUGUUUUCUGUAUUGUUUGAGUUUUAUCGAAGAUGAGGUAUUCACGUCAUCAUUUGUACCGAAAUCAGCACUACCUAUCGCUGACCUGUCGAAGAUCACAAUAGGCCAAACAGAAGUUGGAGGUCACCCACAAGCCUUAGCAUGGUGUCCACAGAGCCAGUACCUAGCUGUUAUAUUCAAGGAUACUUCAGCGAUUGCAAUUUUUAACACCGUUGUGAAUCGUAGUCAGCUUAAUAUUACACCUUCGUGUUUUCUUACUGGCAUCGGCGUAGAGAGUGCGUCUUGCAUAACUUUCCAAGAAAAUUUAGGACGAAGAGCAAAUGAAAAAAUGAAAACUGUUCUUACCAUAGGUUGGUCUAGCGGAAGGGUUCAAUAUUUCCCAUUCGUUUAAUGCUUUCUUUCAAACCAAACAAAAUACUUCAUGCUGUAAUGAAUAAAUUAUUUCUUUUUAUUGCAUACAAAA